AGCACUUCCGGCGGAAGAGACGUGGCAGUGACGUCAGCGCGGCCGGAGAUUCCCGGUAGCGGCGCCCGGCCCGAGCCGCCCCGAUGAGCCCCGAUGCAGGCGCGCCGCCGGCUCGGCCUUAGGCAGCGGGAAGCGGGCGCGUACCUGGGGCCCCCCCAGACUCAGGUUGUGCCGCCCCCCCCGGAGCCCCCGCCCGCCGACGUCAUGUCGUGUCGCGACAGAACCCAGGAGUUCCUCUUCGCCUGCAAAUCGCUGCAGGGCCGGCAGGACGGGGGGCUCCAGCCCGGCAGAGCAGCCCCCGGGCCCGGGCGGCAGCGCAGCGAGUUCAGCCUCAUGGCCAAGCGCAUUGGGAAGGAUCUCAGCAACACCUUUGCCAAACUGGAGAAGCUGACCAUCCUGGCCAAGCGCAAGUCGCUGUUUGACGACAAAUCCGUGGAGAUCGAGGAGCUGACCUACAUCAUCAAACAGGACAUGGGCAGCCUGAACCAGCAGAUCGCGCAGCUGCAGGCGCUGGCGCGGGCGCGGGGAGCCCCGGCCGGGCGCCACCUGCAGAGCCACUCCAACAGCGUGCUGGUGUCGCUGCAGUCCAAACUCGCCUCGAUGUCCAACGACUUCAAGUCGGUGCUGGAGGUGCGGACCGAGCCCUCACCAGCAGGUUGA
Molecule: messenger RNA, 660 nt
Organism: Oenanthe melanoleuca
Lineage: Eukaryota; Metazoa; Chordata; Aves; Passeriformes; Muscicapidae
Gene: STX5
Product: syntaxin 5
Exons: 8
Coding region: 94-660 (188 amino acids)
Biological process (GO): vesicle-mediated transport
Cellular component (GO): membrane
Source: RefSeq, a predicted model, not a curated record